CUCACCACGUAGGCUGUACAGGCCCCAUGUUCAAGAGAAGAACAACUCAGCAAAAGUGCAUGACUCAAGAGGACCUGAAUGCGGGAAACAUGAACACAUGUUGUUGCCGUUGCCUCUGGACGAGCAGAAUUAUGGAGCUACCGCAGCACGGACGAGACGCGUCCCGCGUGAGUCAGUGUCAAGACACAGUCCAGCAAAGAGAGAUUACGUGGUUGCUGGUGUGCUUUGCUAUGCCAACCUAAUAAACUUCAUGGACUGGUUCAUUGUACCAGGCAUCCUGCUGGAUAUCCAGAAAUACUUCAAGCUUGGUGAUGGGGACGCAGGUCUAUUGCAAACAGUCUUUAUCUUGUGUUACAUGCUGGCUGCCCCCUUCUUUGGAUACCUCGGUGACCGUCAAAAUAGGAAAAUCAUCCUUGGGGCUGGUAUUUUCUUCUGGUCUGGCGUAACAUUAGGAAGUUCAUUCAUCAAUGAGUCGUAUUCCUGGAUGUUCUUUCUUUCACGAGGCCUAGUUGGCAUUGGCACAGCUAGUUAUUCCACAAUAGCACCUACCAUCAUUGCAGACCUAUUUGAGGAAGGAAAAAGGACCACAAUGUUAUCAGUCUUCUACAUCUUCAUUCCAGUUGGAAGUGGUCUGGGAUAUGUCCUAGCAUCCAGCAUGGCAAGUGCCACAGGAGACUGGCACUGGGCAUUCAGGGUAACUCCUUGCAUGGGAACUCUAGCCCUUGUUCUUCUGAUCCUGGUCGUCCCUCGCAGGACCCAGAGAAGGACAGAAGCGCACAGAGCACUCAGCAUCUCCGGCACGAUUCGAGUAGCAGCUGAAAAACCAGGUGUACAGGGAACUGGCAAGACAACUUGGUGUGAAGAUGUCAUAUCGCUUGGCAAAAACUGGAGUUUUGUGUGGUCCACCCUGGGUCUGACUGCCAUGGCCUUUGUUACCGGAGCCCUGGGUCUGUGGGUGCCGCUGUUUCUCUACAGAGCUCAGCUUGUCCAGGGCCUUGUAUCCCUGUGUCUCCAAGAGUCAUGCAAUUCACCCAACAGCCUGAUAUUUGGAGGCAUCACCAUUGGGACAGGAAUCUUGGGUGUUGUUGCUGGGGCAGAAGUUGCAAGAAGGUUGAGGAAGAUUAACAGUAAAGCGGAUCCUCUGAUCUGUGCUGCCAGCAUGUUCCUUUCUGCCCUGUGCCUCUACGUAGCUCUGGUUGUGGCCCAGAUGAACAUCCUUCUCACUUUUAUUUUUAUUGCAUUUGGAGAACUGUUUUUAUCUGUAAACUGGGCUGUUGUGACAGACAUACUGUUGUAUGUUGUGACACCCCGACGGCAGUCGACAGCAAUAGCCCUGCAGAUUUUGGUGAGCCACUUGCUGGGAGAUGCAGGCAGCCCAUAUCUCGUUGGGAUUAUCUCCAAUGCUAUCCAGGCCAAGAAUCCCAGCUCUUUCCAAUGGAGUUUCUGGAGCCUACAGUACAGCUUCAUCAUGUGUGUGUUUGUCGGUGUCUUUGGAGGAAGUUUUUUCCUCCUGACUUCUUUCUACAUUGAGGAAGAUCGCAAGGAAGCAGUGCAGCUUUGAGGUACCAGGACUGAAGGCUGCCUUUCAAAGGAAGAUGAACUCCGGGACAAGAUAUGCAAGGAUGAAGAACCUCUUCCCCUUUUUCUUUCCUUUUGCUUAAUGAGAUACAAUUAGAGAAAAGGCCAAAUGGCAAUUUCUCCAUAUGGCAGGAAAAACCUGCAUAUUGACUUUUUGGAUGCUUCUGAUUGUAAGUCCAAAAUUGCUACUGAAUUGGCACAUGGCAGCACUCCCCCAUCUGCGGAACAGGCAUGAAUGGGCUGGGGAGCUGCAGAAGGCAGCAGACAGAUCUGCCACGGACACAGCCAUAACCUAGACCAGACAGUGGCAUUUAAGGCAAAUGUCUCUUGAAGAUUAGGAUGGGAGGCCUAUGAAUCCUUAGCAGGAUAAAAUUUGCCUUUAGGAUUUGGAAAAUGUGGCCAAUAUAAGUAAUAUAUUCAGUCAUCUGAAAUGACGAAGAGAUUAGUCAAGGCAAGUGCCAGGUUUGAGAGUGGAGAGUUGUAAUUCUCCAUGUAAUAUAUUAAUGCCUUUGUUAUAAUCCUUUGAGGCUCUUCCAUGCAGUGCCAGGCUUUGG
Molecule: messenger RNA, 2132 nt
Organism: Nothoprocta perdicaria
Lineage: Eukaryota; Metazoa; Chordata; Aves; Tinamiformes; Tinamidae
Gene: SPNS3
Product: sphingolipid transporter 3 (putative)
Exons: 13
Coding region: 98-1561 (487 amino acids)
Biological process (GO): transmembrane transport
Cellular component (GO): membrane
Molecular function (GO): transmembrane transporter activity
Source: RefSeq, a predicted model, not a curated record